This is a messenger RNA of Penicillium robsamsonii, 1311 nucleotides long. Its product is annotated as DHHC family palmitoyltransferase. Gene Ontology annotation, biological process: peptidyl-L-cysteine S-palmitoylation; protein targeting to membrane. NCBI's taxonomy places the organism in Eukaryota, Fungi, Ascomycota, Eurotiomycetes, Eurotiales, Aspergillaceae. The record is from RefSeq and is a predicted model, not a curated record. The coding region runs from base 1 to 1311 and encodes 436 amino acids. Gene Ontology annotation, cellular component: Golgi apparatus; endoplasmic reticulum. The transcript has 5 exons. Gene Ontology annotation, molecular function: protein-cysteine S-palmitoyltransferase activity.
AUGGCGUCUCCCGCGCAGAAGCGCGUCAACGUCGUAGUAUCCAGGCUCAUCCCGCCCGUGUUACUCGGCGCUGUGGUAUAUGCUUCUUAUGCGGUCACGAAACCAUUAUGCAUCGACUAUUUAAUUCAUCCGUUACCCUCCCAUAACCGAGGCCCACGAGUCGCUGCUGGCGCCGCGAUCAUCGCGAUCUAUUACGUCCUUUUAAUCCCCAUGGUCGUUUCAUAUAUACAUCUCUAUUAUCAUGUCCUGUGGAAUCCCGGAUACCUUCCACUCGGCGAACAAAAACUGGUAGAUGACGAGAACGCAAAGCAACCGAAGCGCCGUCAUGGGAAGAAAAGCACGCGCAACGCCGAUCCGGAGAAGAGUCCAAACCAGGCAGACGCGGAUGUGGAGAGAGGCUCGAGCUCCACUGCUGUAGACAUACCUCAGUCAGACAUUUGGUUGGAGAGCUUCUACACCAAGGAUGUUUUCGUCUGCCAGGAGGACGGCCGACCCCUGUGGUGCUCUACGUGCUGUCAGUACAAGACAGAUAGGGCGCACCACUGCCGCGAGUUGGGUCGCUGUGUCCGCAAAAUGGACCACUAUUGUCCUUGGGUUGGAGGCGUGGUCUCGGAGACAUCGUUCAAAUUCUUCAUUCAAUUCGUUGCUUAUACUGCCAUAUUCUGCACCUUUGUUCUUAUAGUGUCUGCUUAUUUUACAGCGGAGAUUCGACGCGAGACCGGAGGAGCAAACCCCUACUGGUGUGUCUGCAUUGGACUGAGCGGCCUAUUCGCCUUCUUCACCGCCGGAAUGACCCUGAGCUCGGUUCAAAUGGGCAUCUUCAACAUCACAACAAUCGAAAACCUAAACCGGCGCACCGCCGUCUGGACCCUCGCCAUCCGUGUCCCAGAAUACCUUCUCGAGCGACUGUGGGUAGCCGAAUCCCCCUGGGCUCCGACAUUCCGCAUGGUCUCCUACCCACUCCAAGCACCGUCGUCUCCAACCGGUCCACAAACAACAACCCCCUCCCAGGGCGAACGCCACGUCUUCGCCAUCCUCCACACUCUGCCGGGCGAGAAUCCCUUCGACCUGGGCAGCCCAUUGAAAAAUCUCCAGCAGGUCAUGGGAUACAAUAUCGCUGAUUGGCUGCUGCCGAUCAAACAGAGCCCGUGUGCUGAUCACAAUAGCAUGGAGAGCCAUUUUGCCAUGGGACCCGUGGUGACCCGCUUAAAGCUGGAGGCUGGACUGGCCCCGCCGCCCGAGAACGGGGCAGUUCCACAGUCCCCACCUUCGGGGCAUAGCCAUCGGGAAAAACCUCCUAGCGAUCAAUAG